AAGCGGCAAGUGUCACGGUGAAGCAGGAUGCGCCGCAGUUUCAAAUAAAACGCAAAUUAAACUCCAUAAAACCGUCAAAAUGAACAAAAUGAACAGGUCCCAGGAUUUUGACUCGUAUGAGAUCGAGGAGCCGAGUGACGAGGAACAGGCUCAGAGCAGCUCUGAGGAUGAGUUGGAGAUUCUGCUAAAUGGUACUCCGCAACAGAAAAAGAAGCUGAUUCGUGAGUACCUGACCGGAGAGAGCGAGUCUUCAAGUGCAGACGAGUUUGAGAAGGAGAUGGAGGCGGAACUUAACUCCACAAUGAGAGACAUGGAGGGCUCCUGGGGGCCCGGGACCAGCGCACCAGGGCAGGCUGAGACAUCAGGUGGUGGAGGAGGAGGAGGAGAAGCAGCGAAUCCUCAAAUGUACGACAAAGUUUACUUUGACUCAGACUCAGAGGAAGAAGACACACCCAGCAGUUCAACAGGAAAGAGACGGAGACAGCGGACUGUUCUGACCAAUGAUGAGCUUCUGUAUGACCCAGACGAAGACGAUCGGGACCAGGCCUGGGUCGACAACAAGAGGAGACAGUACCAGAGCAGGCGUCGGCCCCCUGGUGGUGCAAGGGCAGCGGUGCGCUCUCAGGGCCUCUGCAGCAGUGACGCAGUGUUAAACUGUCCAGCCUGUAUGACCACGCUCUGCCUCGACUGUCAGAGACAUGAAAAGUACCGGACCCAGUACAGAGCCAUGUUUGUGAUGAACUGCACCGUGAAAAAAGACGAAGUCCUGAGAUACAAAACCCAACCAGAUCCACGCAAGUUCAGGAACAGACGCAAACGCAAAGCUCCGGGGACCCAGACCGGACCUGAACUAAACCAGGGACAGAACCAGGGACUAGAACAGGGACUAAACCAGGAGCAGAGACCGGACCAGAGACCAGAGGGCCUGGACUCAGAGGAGGUCUACCAUCCUGUCCAGUGCUCUGAAUGCUCCACAGAAGUUGCUGUUUUUGACAAAGACGAAGUUUAUCAUUUCUUCAACAUUCUUGCCAGUCACUGCUAACACUAUGAACGACACUGCUAAUGCUAUGAGCUAACAAGCUAAUGGUCCAGGCUAACAGAGUCAUUACUCAAUUUGGUCCGUUAUCAUUUAACUCAUGUGCUCAGUUUAAAUGUCUAUACCACAGUUCAACUAUUUUAAAGAGUUUAUUUGUAGAAAGACAAACAAGAAUUAUAGUUUUUGCUCAAAAUUAUCAAAUUUGUACUGUUUUUAACAUCUGAAUUCAUACAUAAAUACAAUUUAAAUAUAUAAUACAUUGAGCCAAUAUUUGUCAUUAAAAUUGUGAAUUUUCUAAGUGUAAAUUUGAUUGAACAAAUGAGGUUAGUUUUGAGCACAGUUACUAUGGUAACUUCAGCCCUACGCCAAAGUAUCUGGGCAUGCUCAGUAUGAAAUCUGUGCCAAGUUGGGUAAUGAUAAACCAAACUAAUGAUCCAAACUAGCGAUCUGGGCAAAACAGGAGCACCACCAAAACAAAAGACUGUUAGCUCCAAAUCUCAAAUUUCAGGUCUGAAAUUAUAAAAUCUGAUGUCUGAGUGAUGCCUGAUUUUUUCUUGUUUGAAUUUUUUUAUUUUUGCUUUAGUAUUUUCUCUCAUAUCCAGGUUUUGUACAGUUGUUUCUUAUAUUUCUUUUUAAAGGUUUGGUCAGAACAGAAUGACAAUAAUUUUUAAAAUAAUACGCUUUCCAGACACUCA
Messenger RNA from Boleophthalmus pectinirostris (great blue-spotted mudskipper), 1731 nucleotides. RefSeq names its product e2f-associated phosphoprotein (gene eapp). Gene Ontology annotation, biological process: positive regulation of cell population proliferation. Lineage: Eukaryota; Metazoa; Chordata; Actinopteri; Gobiiformes; Gobiidae. Gene Ontology annotation, cellular component: nucleus. The transcript is spliced from 6 exons. The record is from RefSeq and is a predicted model, not a curated record. The coding region runs from base 80 to 1042 and encodes 320 amino acids.